CUCAUUACGGGCGCCUUCAGCAAGCAAAUCAAAUGUGCGGCCUGAUCGAUGUUGAAAUGCUGGUACAGAGGGAAACCAGGGAGACCCUAAACAUGAGUGUCCUUGGUUCGAAACUCAGUCCGAUUACGAUCGUCUUGAUUUCAGUCCUUCUUUCAGGCCAAUUAUUUGUUGGGGUUACAGGACAAUGCGGUUCCGUCUGCUCACCACCUUUGAUCUUCGGUGAUGGGACACCGAGUUUCUCUCCGGACGAGGAAUGCUAUGAUGGAGGGUCAAAUGUGAACGUCACCUGUAGUGGAUAUCUAUUUGGAGUUACAGAAAUUGGAGAGUGUGUUGAAGCUACUCCAUCCGGAUAUUGGGUAACAUAUCCCUUACCAACAUGCGAGGAAUCCAGUUGUCCCUUGCCCACUGCUCCCCAGAAUGGCUUAGUAAGCCCAGUAAAUCACAACUCCUUGUACGAUGAGAUCAUCUUCUCUUGCGACGAUGGUCUGUUCCUUGAUGGACCGGGCAUGGCGGUUUGUAUAGGAACAGGUCAAUGGUCCCCAACUACUGUCCCAACAUGUUCUGCAAAUUGCCCCUCGCCAGACAUUGCGAAUUCGGACUUUGCAACAAACCAAUCGGAAACAGACCACGGCGACUUCAUCAUCGUGACGGUGACCUGUGACGACGGUUUCACUUCCGGAACAGGGGAUAAUGUAUCAGAACCUCUGACCUGCGGAAACGGUAGUUGGGACGUGGAUGUAUACUGUUAUUCGAAUUGUCCAUUGAUAUCAGCCCCUGACGAUGGCUACGCCAACAGCCUCGUCGAGCCGUUCUAUCAUGGCCGCAUCGUCGCUUUCAACUGCAGCCUCGGGUUCACAUUGGUCGGGAAUUCGAGUUCGACGUGCGACGACGGAAAUUGGUUAAAUGCCGUUCCCGAGUGCAAAGCGAAUUGUCCAUUGAUCUCGGCCCCUGACGAUGGCUACGCCAACAGCCUCAUCGAGCCGUUCUAUCAUGGCCGCAUCAUCGCUUUCAACUGCAGCCUCGGGUUCACAUUGGUCGGGAAUUCGAGUUCGACGUGCGACGACGGAAAUUGGUUGAAUGCCGUUCCCGAGUGCAAAGCGAAUUGUCCAUUGAUCUCGGCCCCUGACGAUGGCUACGCCAACAGCCUCAUCGAGCCGUUCUAUCAUGGCCGCAUCAUCGCUUUCAACUGCAGCCUCGGGUUCACAUUGGUCGGGGACUCGAGUUCGACGUGCGACGACGGAAACUGGUUGAAUGCCGUUCCUGAAUGCAUAGGUUUGGAGUCGUCGCCUUUCUUCUAAAUUAUUUUUAAACAUUAUCGAUAUUGAGCUUAAUCUAAUAUUGUCUCAUGAUUUAUGAUCUUUUGUCUAUUGUAAUGGUUGGACUAAAAGUCAAAUGCGAUUAUAUUUUAAAACCUUAAAAGAACAAUGAGCAGAGCAUGAACAAUUUGAAGCUGGCAACGUAUCGAAAAGUUCGAAAUCUGUAUUUUCCUUCAUACAAACUGGUAAUUAUCCCAAUAUGCAUAACAGCAUAUUUGCCCUUGUAUUCUUCUUUCUAAAACACUUUUUGAAAUCUCUUUGUAACAUGUGAGGGUUUCAUUUCAAGCAGAAGAAAAGGUGAUUAGUUUGUCUUUUGAAUUUUGCUAUUCAUGAGAAUACAUUAGAAAGUUUUAUAUAACUCACUUAAGGAAUCCAGCCAUCUCAUUGGUCGAAAUUGCAUUCAUAAACUUUAACUAUUCCUGUAAAAUUCCCGGUAAAAUU
Messenger RNA from Strongylocentrotus purpuratus (purple sea urchin), 1757 nucleotides. RefSeq names its product E-selectin-like. The transcript is spliced from 8 exons. The record is from RefSeq and is a predicted model, not a curated record. The coding region runs from base 33 to 1298 and encodes 421 amino acids. NCBI's taxonomy places the organism in Eukaryota, Metazoa, Echinodermata, Echinoidea, Camarodonta, Strongylocentrotidae.